AUGGUCGGUCUCAGAUCUGGUGCAACUACCAACCCCAAUCCUAAAGGUUCGAAACCCAAUACCAAUGUUGAAAUUUCCGAUGGUACAACUAAUACCACUCCCCUUGCACGUUCCAAUGGUUCUGCUGAUGUCACUCCUCCUAGCAUCACACCUAGUGUCACGGUGACCACUCCUGUCAGUACUCCCACUACUCCAGUAGUCACUCCUGUUACCAGGGGCACUGGUACUGGUAGUACCAAUAAUCCUCCGGUCAACACUCCUGCUACUAGGAGCCCUGGUACUAGUAGUGUCAAUAACCCUCUAGUCAUCACUCAUGUCAACAUCAAAAGCACUGACGCUGCCAACAAUCCACUCUUCGGUCGAAAUCCCGAAGAAGUCAGGAACAACCUCUUGCCAUAG
This is a messenger RNA of Papaver somniferum (opium poppy), 399 nucleotides long. Its product is annotated as leucine-rich repeat extensin-like protein 5. The record is from RefSeq and is a predicted model, not a curated record. Bases 1 to 399 code for a protein of 132 amino acids. The transcript has a single exon. Lineage: Eukaryota; Viridiplantae; Streptophyta; Magnoliopsida; Ranunculales; Papaveraceae.